AUGUGGCUUCCUUAUCUCUCUGGGUCCCCUCCUUGUACAGUAAAUCCUUCCCCUGAUAAAACCAGAACAGGCUCUCCCCUUCUGGCCCUCACAACCCCUGGCCACUUCUUUAUUUUGGUGAAAACAAAGAAGAUCUUAGGAAUGGUGGGAAGAGGAAAGAGUGUUAGUAUAGGAUCCUUGGAGCAAGAGAAUUCUUCCUUGAUGGAUCCAAAGACGGCGACCCGAGUGCUGAUCAAAGGGAAAGAAUCGGCGAUCAAGCUGCAGAGUCUGCUGCAGGAGUCUUCCCCGUCGGAGGAUCAUGGAAAGAAUUCGAUGAUCGGGUUCUUCAUUGAAGAAAUUUUGGGCUCCUUCGAUGGAGCACUCGCUACUUUGGACUCUGUUGGGGCACCAGAGACCCAUUUGGAUCAGGCGAGUACUCCUUGCUCUGAUGAGCAAGGAAGAGAUGAUUCCAGUAAGAAAAGGAAGGUUGCAUCUGUUCGAAGAAAUGGUUAUAGGAGAAGGGCUCAUCCGUAUUCGUGCAGAAGGGUCUCAUCGAAGACGAUGGAUGAUGGUUAUACGUGGAGAAAGUAUGGACAGAAAGAUAUCUUUAGUUCUAAGCAUCCAAGGAGCUACUUUAGAUGCACUCACAAAUAUGACCAAAACUGUCAAGCCACAAGACAAGUCCAGAGAUCAGAGGAUGAUUUCUCCACGUAUGUGAUUACUUACAUGGGAGAGCACACAUGCAGUGAUCCAACCAAGCCCCCUCAUCUGCAUCCACCCUCCCAUCAGAGACCAACCUUUAUCAUUAGCUUUGGAUCGGAAACUGCUGCAGAUACUCAACAAGAGCCCCUCUCAAACUCUCUCCACUCCUCAAUACUAAAGCAAGAGAGUGAUGAGGAGGUGCUAAGUGACCCCAGUCCAGGAAGCUCGGCUUCAGAAUUUUUCAUGUUGCCAGACCUCGACAUAUUUGAACAGUCUGCACCCAUGGCACAAUACAUGCAAACCGCAUUGGAUCGAUGUGAUGUUAUGUCCGAUGUGCAUUCUCCUAAUAGUUGUUUAGACAUGGAAUUCGGGAUCCACUUCGAUGUUGAUGAUGUGUUUAGUCUUGAUCAAGACAGGCUUUUCCAGGAUUAAAAGGUUUUCAAUGUACUUCAGUACUUCAAAAGGUCUUGCUAGCUUUGAGAACUUUUUCCUUUUCUUGAAGGGGUAAAAUUAGCUAAGGAACUUUUCUUCACUGGUGAGGAAUAUGAACUAGCUCUGAUGUAAUUAUAUUGUAUAAUACGUUUCUGUGUUUUUCACUGAUAAAAGGAACAUGAUCAAGCUUUCACAUAACUUCA
Elaeis guineensis (African oil palm) is the source of this 1316-nucleotide messenger RNA. Its product is annotated as WRKY DNA-binding transcription factor 70. Gene Ontology annotation, biological process: regulation of DNA-templated transcription. NCBI's taxonomy places the organism in Eukaryota, Viridiplantae, Streptophyta, Magnoliopsida, Arecales, Arecaceae. The record is from RefSeq and is a predicted model, not a curated record. Gene Ontology annotation, molecular function: transcription cis-regulatory region binding; DNA-binding transcription factor activity. Gene Ontology annotation, cellular component: nucleus.